CUGAUCGAAUGGACGGGUACUCGACGCACGCCGCUACAAUGCAUUAGAUACUGGGAGGUCGUGAGCGCACCUGAAUCUUGAUACCUGAUGCGAUCGGCAGGGCCGUGGCGUUUGUAGCCCUACCGCUACAGCUUUUCGAGGCACGAUCCGUGGAAGGGCCCAGAAUUUGCGUGUCUUGCGGCAUUUUCUCCCCUGGAUCUGCAUACAAUUUCAAGGCAUAGCGCUCACGUGACGGGGCUGUGUAAAGCGAUUGCAGCUGCUUCCGCUACACGAUAGACGCUGCCAAGCACACCUCGGAUGGCCCUCAAAUUCCCACCGAUGGCUCCUUCGAUGUUUUCAGUUCCACGCCUGAGCAGAGCUAUUACAGCUCGAUGGUUGACAAUGUCUUCGCCCUCCACCAAAUCACAGGGGACGACGAAGUGACUUUCCCCCUCAACAUCAAGGACUACCAACGCUACGUCUUCGGGGAUGACAAGCUAGCGCACCGUUUCGGCACGGACUGCGCUAAGGCCUUCAUCGCCAAUGGCUCUGGGUCUAAAGCUGCGCAACAUCCAACGACAACACCAGGAAGCAAUCAGAGCGCAGCAGACGAUAUCGCAGUUGCCGUUAUAUCCGACUACGUCCCUACGGCGACCCACAGCUUGCGCAAUCAUUUCGUCGCUUGUCUCAACCGACACUUGGUUUCGACCAACGCGAACCCUGCCAUUAAAAUUGACAUCAAUACUGUGGAGGACACUCCGCAUGAGCGGAACGGACCGCAAGCAGAGACCGCGAUCUACCGAAUCGAUCGCGAACGAGUGGGACGCAGGACUAUCAUUGUCCUGAGCGACAUUCGCUUGAGCCAGGACCGAGAACACCAAAUCAGAGCAUCGCUUCGGUCUGCAAAAGUCGAUAACCCACUCACCUUUGUCUACCUCAUCACAGUUCUAGACCCUUCGAAAUCGAAAUAUCUUUCACCGAUACUAGGAUUCAUCAUCAGCCCCUCUGUCAAAGAUGUUGAGGAUAUCGCAUAUGCUACCAGCUUUCUCAUGAACGCAUGUUUCGUGCAGUACGUUCUUGGAAGGGACGACGAAGAAUUCUGCCGCCUUUUGAGACGGCAAGAUGACGGCUUCGCGAGACUAUUGCUCGACUAUGCGAUUGGAGGAAGAUACUAUGAUAACGAACUUUACCAGGCAAAUGUCAAGUUUCUGCAAUGGGAAGUCGGGACAAGAGAAAGUCUGUGAGAUGUCCAACCCUACGGGGGAAUUACAAGAGAGCCUCAAAAUGAAACAACCUACCUUUACAAGAUACAUUACGAAGACACGAGACAUAUCUUUAGCAAAACAAAGCUUUUCAUUCCACUCCAAUUCCUCGCAUAGCAUGAACAUUAUGAUUCACACUUUUGGCUGACGAUCAAAAUUUAGAUAAUCUAGACGCACAGUCUCAGCUCAGACUCUCAAAGAAUUAAUCAAUGUGACUCAAUUGCAGCUGUUGGUUCGUCGCUUUCUCUACCCUGUUCUUCAUGGGCAGUCGUACAAUGCUCGGCUUUCAUGUGGCCG
Molecule: messenger RNA, 1538 nt
Organism: Boeremia exigua
Lineage: Eukaryota; Fungi; Ascomycota; Dothideomycetes; Pleosporales; Didymellaceae
Product: PRTase ComF-like protein
Exons: 1
Coding region: 372-1223 (283 amino acids)
Source: RefSeq, a predicted model, not a curated record